Molecule: messenger RNA, 7125 nt
Organism: Cydia pomonella (codling moth)
Lineage: Eukaryota; Metazoa; Arthropoda; Insecta; Lepidoptera; Tortricidae
Product: cell adhesion molecule Dscam2-like
Exons: 33
Coding region: 333-5492 (1719 amino acids)
Biological process (GO): cell-cell adhesion; axon guidance
Cellular component (GO): plasma membrane; axon
Molecular function (GO): protein binding
Source: RefSeq, a predicted model, not a curated record
ACGGUCGCUCACGCUCACGCGAGUUCGCUAUUUUCAGUUACCUGUGAAUAAGACUCAUACAACUACGCUGAAAUAUCGGGAGCUCAAAAACAAUACAAAAGGUAAUCACGAUCCAUAUCCCAGUCGAUAUAAUUCUAGUGAUCUCAACUUUACCUUACCUGUGACAACCAAAUUAUACAUUAACAAAAUGGUUGUUCCUCAACAGAGGUGCUCUUCCAAACGGCACGCUGUGGCUUGGCGCGUUCAGCGCAGCGCAGUAUCGCAGCGACGUGCACGCGGCCACGUACCGCUGCCGCGCGGCAAGCAGCGUUGGCGCGAUUCUGUCGCGGGACAUGCGGGUUGAAGCGGUAAUGGACGAAUCCUGGGAAGUGCGCGUCCAAGCGACGCACGGCGUGACCGGCGGCGCGGCGGUGCUGACCUGCGCCGCGUCCGCCCCAGUACGCGCGCACGUCACAGUCACGCGCUGGUUCCGCGAUGGGGUGCCGCUCACUCACGUAUCAGCGGAAGCUGGUGGCCGCUACAUCGUCGCGGGCAGCAGAGGCGACGUCCUCGUGGUUCGUGACGCUAGACCCGGCGACACCAGUUCUUACUCAUGCGAAGCUCAACACACGUUGACGGGAGAGAAAAGACGAAGCGCUUCUGCUUUGUUGGCUGUUUCACAUCCUUCCGGAAGCAUGGCACCACGAAUGCUGAUGAUAUCAGAGGAUGAGACCGUCGUGCAAGGAGGAGACAUUCGACUUGUAUGCUGCGCUAUUGGAAGCCCACCUCCUACAUACAGCUGGUUCCGUCACAGCAACGGUCGUCUCAGCCCUGUGUCAAACAGCAUCCGUAUAUCUGUGUCCGAUCAAGUCCUGAUUAUUCGUCGGGCUCAGCCGGCGGACACCGGGGUGUGGACUUGUCGUGCCCACAAUCAAUAUGGAGAACAGAGACGUGACGCUCGAUUGACGGUCCGAGCAAGACUGGUGGUUUCUGUACAUCCUCAGCUACAGGUAGCUAAUUCCGGGAGCUCAGUGAUGUUCAACUGUUCUGUGGAGGGCGAGGCGCGAGUCCGUUGGCUGCACGAUGGUGUGCCCGUGGGAGGGGGAGAGCGAACGCUGCGCGUGCAUGGUGUCGUGCGCGCACACAGAGGGAUGUACCAGUGCGUGGCGGAGCGGGACAUGGACAGCGCGCAGGCAGCGGCGGAGCUUCGGCUCGGAGACACAGCACCCGAGCUGCAUUACACAUUCAUCGAGCAGGCCUUGCACCCGGGACCGGCGUUAGCAAUGCACUGCGCCGCGUCAGGCUCGCCGCCGCCGCGGUUCACUUGGUUGCUCGAUAUGCAGCCCAUAGAAGAGCUCAAUACACCGCAAAGAACCAUCAGUCAAUUUAUGAGCGCCAACGGUGACGUGGUCAGCUACCUGAACAUAUCGUCGGUACGCCCAGAAGAUGGUGGACGAUAUACUUGCCGCGCGCACAAUUCGCGAGGCGCCGCUGAACAUUCCACACGUCUUAACGUUUACGGUCACCCGUCAAUUCGCAGCGUUGGCCCAGUGCGCGUAGUCGCUGGCGUGAACACUACAGUCUACUGCCCCUACUCUGGAUUUCCAAUCAGUGAGAUAGUCUGGCAGCGCGGUGGUAUGGACUUAAGCCCCAGCGGUGGGCGCGCGCUAUCAGGGAUGGGAGGCGAGCUAUUGCUGUGGCCGGCCGAACCUGCAGAUGCAGGUGUUUACUCUUGUCGGGUCACAGCACCUUCGGGGCAGUAUGCACAGAAAGAUGUGCAAAUUUUUGUUAGAAAUCCUCCGAAGAUUUCUGGAUUCACAUUUCCUCCGGACCUCGUAGAAGGUAGUUCAAUUCAAGUGCUGUGUGGCAUUACGUCUGGUGAUAAACCGGUAUACUUCUCGUGGCUGAAAGAUGGACAGCAUAUUCCUUCUAAUCUUCAGGUACAAGAAAAGUCACUCGAUGAGUUUAGCUUCCUAAUCUUCUCACACGUAACAUCGAAACAUAGCGGCGAGUACACGUGUGUUGCUACCAAUUCUGCUGCAGAAGUGAAUCACACUGCGAGACUCGCUGUCAAAGUGGCGCCUUCCUGGGUGUACGAGCCACAAGAUGUUUCCGCGCUUCUUGGUACUCAAAUAUUGGCGCACUGUGCUACAAAGGGCUACCCAGAGCCUAGAAUUACUUGGCUCAAAGGUCAUGGUUCCGGGGUAAACGACUUCAGGCAGGUAUCGAACUUGGAUUUGCAGUUCUCAAUCUUGUCAAACGGCUCGUUGUCAAUAUCUCCAGCAGCGCAUCAUCACGAGGGGCAAUACAUGUGCCGCGCUGAAAACGGAAUCGGUAGAGGACUAUCCAAGAUCAUCACUGUCUCUGUUAACGAGCCAGCACACUUCGAGUUUUCAUCAAGAAACAUGACAGUUAAGCGCACGGGGCAAGCAACACUGGUGUGCGAAGCGCGAGGCGAUCCACCGCUCGCAUUACAGUGGACACACAAUAUGAAACGUGUAGACUUGACCACAUACAGAGUAUCUGUCUCCGAGAAGCGCUCAGACAGUGGUGUCAGUUCUCAACUAAACAUCGCUCACGCCGAGCGACAUGAUUCAGGCGUGUACCGCUGUCGCGCUGAAAACGCUUACGGGAGAGAUGAACUGCUCAUCUACCUAGCGGUUCAAGAAUUCCCCGAAGCUCCCCGGGGGCUAAUUGUGGCACGUUCCGACACACGUGGUGCUACUAUCGCCUGGCGACGAGGGUACGACGGCAACGCAAGGGUCCGAGUAUAUCGCCUGCAAUACAGAGUUGUCGGUGACCGGCACAGACCCGACAGUAACGACUGGACUGAUGCGCCUACCCGAGAGGUACCGGCAGACAGAGUUUACGAAAAGCAAGAAACAACAGACCCAAACGCAGAAACUACGUUGGAGUACCGUGUAGAAGGUCUUCGACCUGCAACUGCGUAUGCGUUACGACUUGCUGCAGUAAACGCUAUCGGUGACAGCGAUUACUCUGAGUCAGUUAUAGUGCAGACUAAAGAAGAAGCUCCGUCAGAACCACCUCAUAAUGUCAACGUUCAAGCUACGGCUCCAGGAGAGCUACUAAUAAAAUGGGAGGCACCACCUCAGGACUCAUGGAACGGGCAGCUCUUGGGCUACGUAGUAACGUGGCGGGAGGCGGGAGCUAGCGACAACGCGACGCGGGCGCUGACUGCUUCAGGCUGGGGCGCCACAAGCGCCACGCUGGCUCCUCUACGAACGCACGCGCAUUAUGAUGUUCGCGUUAGAGCAUUUAAUGCUGUAGGCGCAGGACCUGCAAGCGCACCUCUCACAGCUACUACAUUGGAAGGAGUGCCCGAAGCAGCGCCGCAGCGUGUGCGAUGCGAGGCUUUGUCUGCACAGUCACUGCGCGUGUGGUGGGAACCCCCUCCACCCGCGCUCCGAGGAGGAGUUCUGCUUGGCUAUGAAGUUGUGUACGAGGCAGUAGACGACCCUUCGGGACAAGUAGAGACGCGGCGGGCAGGUGGUACCGAAGCUGUACUGCAGUCGCUACGCCGCGCCGCCAACUACUCGCUCGUACUUCGAGCUCGCACCGCCGCCGGGCCCGGUCCGCCCUCCUCGCCAAUCACUUGCGCCACGCAUGAAGACAUUCCAGGUGCCCCAGCAGACAUCAAGGCGUUGGCAAACUCAGAGAGCACGAUCAUUGUCAGCUGGCUGCCGCCUGCGCAGCGGAACGGCCGAAUCAAGCACUACACCGUCUACAGCAGGCCGCAACGGGUCAGUCCGCACAAUCAUCUCAUGGUGAUUCACAAAGACGAGGAAGAGGAGUUUUUCGCCGAAAUACGUGGGCUGCAAGAGCACACGCUGUACGAGUUCUGGGUGACAGCCGCCACUGCUUCUGGAGAGGGAGAGAUGAGUGCCAUCGUCGCCAGAAAACCAACACCAAGAGCUCCAGCAAAGAUACUCUCGUUCGGCCGUCGCAUCGUGGUAGCGGAAGGGUCACGCGUUCGACUACGGUGUGCUGCUGCAGGCUCACCAACGCCGUUGCGCGUCUGGUCACGGGCGCGGCCAGCCCCACCUCUCGCAAUUGACCCCAGGAUCGUUGUUAAGGACCAAGUCAUCGUUAUACAGAAACUGGACCGCAGUUUGGCCGACAACUACACAUGUACAGUAAGCAACCCCUGGGGCGAGGAGCGGGUGACGUGGGAAGUUCGAGCCUUGAGUCCUGUACCUCGCCCAUCGAUCAGGCUGGCUGGUGCUGCGCCAGCGCGAUUAUCCUUGGCUUGGGAUGCACCUCCUAGUCCUGUGCAUAGCUACACGCUGGAGUGGACGCGUGCGAACGAAGCCGGCUGGGCCGUAACACGGCUGCCAGGCGAAGUACGUGCGUAUACGUUGGAACGGCUGGCGUGCGGAGCUAUGUACAGAGUGCGACUACGCGCGCACAACGCCGCCGGGCCCAGCGAGCCUAGCGACGAGCUCGUCGUCUCUACCAAGGGGGGACCUUCAAAAGCGGCAGCAGAGAAGGAUCUAAUCACCACCAACAGCACCUGCGUCCGGCUCAACCUCCUAACAUGGGACAGCAACGGUUGCCCGCUGAGCCAACUGCAAGUCUCAAUACGCGGGUUCGACGAGUCAGGGUGGCGGUCGGGCGCCGCGGCCCCCGCUGAACCGCUGGUGUGGUGCGACUUGAAUCCAGCUACGUGGUAUCAUCUGAAAGUGGUGGCUACUAGUUCUGCUGGGACUACAGUUGGGACGUAUUAUUUUUCUACGCUUACUGAAGAGGGAGAGCGCAUCCCGGCGCCGGCGCACUUCCCGCCGGGGAGCGGCGGCGGCGAACACACCACCUUACUUAUGGCGGGCGCGGGCUGUGCCUUGCUCACCGCGUUGUUGUUGCUGGCUGUACUCGCAUGGAGAAGAAGCGAACCAGCGUCCUGUUUACGCAAAGGCUACGAACCAGGUGAAGCGGAGGACAAAGCUAUAGAACCUCGAGACAACCGCCGAAACUGCCAGCAGGUUUAUACCUCGUCGCCCGGCAAGCAGCCGCCACCAUCGAAAGAACAGCAAGAAAUGUAUGAGAUCAGCCCAUACGCAACGUUCAGCAUGUCCGGGGGCGCGACGGGCGCGACGCUGCGCACCUUCGGCCGCGCCGAGCCCGCGCCGCUCGCCGCCGCGCCGCCGCCGACCAAACAGCGCUCGCUCACUAACGCAGACGAAUACACACUAUCACGAGCCAUGACGCUGCUGGUGCGGCGUUCAGAGUCGGACUCCGAUUCGAGCGGUUCGCCCUGCGCCGAGUGCACGUCUGGCUCAUACCGCAUACCCCAAACUACGCCAAAAGUAGCAGAGGAGGUGUUCCGCGCCGUGACGGACUCAUCGGCGGAGUCGGCGUCGACGGGCGACGCGCGCUCGCUGUCGGCGCGGGCGCACGACAAGGCGCGGCGGCGCCCGCGCCGACAUCACGCGCCGCAAGCUACCAGAUAUCAACAACGCCAAGAGCAAGAAAGGAGAGAUUUUACGAUACACGUUUAACAUAAAUGACAAUAAAGACUGCUGUAAGCGAAAAUAAUCAGAAUUAUAGAAUGUUACCUAGAUAGAUAUAAAGAUAGGUAAGUCUUAAUAAGGACUGUAAAUAUUUAUAUGAGUUUUGUAAAUUUUAUUACAAGAAUCAAGGCCUAUUUGGAAUUAAAAAUUAAGUCGGGACUCAAAGUAUAAUCGAUAAAAUGGAAAUAACAACAAAAUUGAUCGGAAAUUGUUUUGUUACGUAGUUGUUAAGUAUUUGAUACUACGACUUAAUACGUAAAAGUUAUUCACUAUUCAAAUCAAAUUCAAAUACAGUGUAGUUAAGUAUAAAAGAUACGUCUAAAAGUCAUCUGUGGACAGCGCAGUAAGGCGCUGUGUAAAGUAAAAAGUAAAAGACAUUACUUAGAGUCCAUCUAAAUUAGGUAAAUCUGCAGUGGGGUAAUAUCGAAACAUAACCAUAAACGUCAAACGUUUUAAGAAAAUAAGGACCUACCUGCUGCAAACACCGCAGAUCAGAAUUUCUGGCAUGUUUCUCUGUCACUCUUAUUACGCCUUAAUUGGAGUAAAAGAGAAAGAUGCCCGCAAUUAGCGAACUUCGGUGUUCGCAGUAGGUAGAUCCUCCGGUGUCGCCAUAAUGUUUUGCAGCAGACAUUUAGACGGACUCUGAAGAUGAAUUGGAGUAAAAGAGAAAGAUGCCCGCAAUUAGCGAACUUCGGUGUUCGCAGUAGGUAGAUCCUCCGGUGUCGCCAUAAUGUUUCGCAGCAGACAUUUAGACGGACUCUGAAGAUGAAUUGUAUUUAUUUCGUGAGUAAAACAUAACGUUGUAUAAAAACUAAUAUGCAAUAAAAUUAACCCUUUGAACGCCAAUAACCCCUAAAGGUGUCGUUACCUGUCGUGCCCGCAGCGCCAAGGACACCUAUAGGUGUUAUGGCGGACGCUGUCAAAUUAACCUUCACACUUUCGAGUAAGGUUUAUAUUAGAGGGAUUUUGGCGUUAGAGUGAUGUUUAUGUUUAUGACAUAGGUAAAGCAUUCAAAGGGUUAGGAGCUUUGUUCAUUUCUAAAGACGGUUAUGGAUGUAAGGUACCUAUUACCUAUCUAAAUUAAAAAGACAAUAUCUCUUUGUUGAGUAAUAUUAAUAUUUUUUCAGGCUUGCUAGUUUUAUAAAACAAAUCCGAACACCAAAUUUUGUAGUGUACCUAUACUUACUGCUGUGGCGACCCGAAGUGAACCUUGGCCUCCGACACCAAAGACCGCGAUGCUUCUCUGUCCAAAGCCAAACCUAUACCAACUUACAUAUCGUAACCACAUAAGAAAAGUCUGGAAUUUGUAAAUCGUAUAACAUUUUAAUAAUAUUCCAGUUGCCGACAUUAUCUGAAUCCACAACUCUUAUUACUGCCAUUAACAUUUUAAUAAUUUUAUUGAUGCCGAAUUCCUAGCAUCUAAACCAUUUCUCAGACUGCCAAUAUACUACAAUUAAAUCGUAAUUAUUAUUUUGUGAGUGUAAUUUGACUGACAUAAGUUAGGAGUCAAACGGGAACUUGAAUCUUUCAACAGUCACUGCCUACAGGUUAGUUAUACAAAUGUAAAUAUAGAUUAUAAGGAAGAACAAAUGAAAAGGCAAUCAAUAAAUAAUGAAGUUGA